Mauremys mutica (yellowpond turtle) is the source of this 2982-nucleotide messenger RNA. It is a transcript of the gene CEP104, whose product is annotated as centrosomal protein 104. The transcript is spliced from 22 exons. Gene Ontology annotation, cellular component: cilium. The coding region runs from base 233 to 2974 and encodes 913 amino acids. NCBI's taxonomy places the organism in Eukaryota, Metazoa, Chordata, Testudines, Geoemydidae. The record is from RefSeq and is a predicted model, not a curated record.
GCAGGGGGCGUGUACUAGGCCGGUUGCCAUGAGAGCGGUGGCCCUGGCGAUGGAGCCGGAGUGAAGUAGGUGAGGGGGGGGAGGGAUCGUUGCCCCGCUCGCGGUCCUGUCAUGCCCGAGCUCAACUGUGCAGAAUGCCACACAAAAUUGGAUUCGUAGUUAUCAGUUCAUCAGGACAUGAAGAUGGCUUCAGUGCAAAAGAACUGAUGGUUCAUGCACCAACAGUCAAUGGAUGGAGAUCACCAAGGUACUACUCUGCCAGUAUCCACAAGAAAUCGUCCUUCAGAUGAUGGAGAGAUGUCGAGUUCGAAAGCUGCAAUUACUCGCUCACCAGUAUAUGAUUUCAAGCAAAAUUGAGUUCUACAUUAGUGAAAAUCUGCCUGAGUACUUUGCACCGUAUCAGUCAGAGCGGUUUCGCAGACUGGGUUAUGUCUCUCUCUCAGACAAUGAGAAGACCGGGUACAAAGCACGGGAGCUGAAGUCAGUCUACGUGGAUGCAGUAGGACAGUAUCUAAAACUCACUUUCCAUAAAAAUUACAUCAAUAGAUACAACUUAUACAGUCAGGUUGCUCUGGUAGCAAUAAAUAUAAUUGGGGAACCUGCAGACUACAGCAAUGACAGCAAUAACCCUUCAAGAGAGAAGCUGAUUGACCAUUACCUUGGGAACAAUCCAGAUGACCUAGCCUUAGACGGAACAUACCUCGGAAAACCUGACUCUAUUUCACCACUGGAUGAUUUGGCUUUUGAUAUGUACCAGGAUCCGGAAGUUGCUCAGAUAAUUCGUAAACUGGAUGAGAAAAAGCAUGAAGCUGUCCAUCAUGAACGUUAUGACUAUGCCAAGAAACUCAAACAAGCUAUUGCUGACUUGCAAAAGGUUGGGGAACGACUCGGGCGGUAUGAGGUAGAAAAGCGCUGUGCUGUAGAGAAGGAAGAUUAUGAUCUUGCUAAACAGAAGAAACAGCAGAUGGAAGAGUACCGCCUGAAGGUGUAUCAGCAACUGGAGCUGCACAACCUUCUGGAUCCAGAGCUGAUGAUCCGAAGACCUCCUGAAUUGCCACUUGAGCCUAUGGUUUAUUCAGUUAGCCCUCGGCAAAAGAAACCCAUGCAGUCACCCCAGCAUGAGAAAACAGAAGCACAGAAGACUGAGCCUUUGUCACAAGAAAAGCCACCCAAGACAACUUCCCCUGAGCCCACUGUUCCUGAACACGCCGCUUCUCCUGUUGCUCAGCCACCAGUCUCUGUAGAGGGUUUUCCAAAGAUAAAUGUUGAAUUUUUGCCAUAUGAUGAGAGACCUCUUCCAGCUAUUCGUAAGCAGCAUGAGGAUGGAUUUGCCUACCUUGAGCCAGAGAUGAAUGAAGAAGAUAUCAGUGAUACUCCAAGAAGUGGCAUCACUGGAGAACCAGAACCAUUAACUGAGAAAGCGCUGAGGGAGGCUAGCCCUGCCAUUGAAGUUUUCGGAGAGGCCUUGGUUGCAGGAGCAUAUUCCAAGACUUGGUCAUAUCGAGAAGAUGCAUUGCUUGCUAUAUAUAAAAAGCUGAUGGAAAUGUCUGCCAGCACAUCUAAGGAUGAUUUAAAGAAUAUGCUUAGAGCUGCUGUCUUUCUUAUAAGAAGAGCCAUAAAAGACAUAGUGUCUUCAGUUUUCCAAGCUUCCCUGAAACUUUUGAAAAUGAUCAUCACUCAGUAUAUACCAAAGCAUAAACUAGGUAAACUGGAAACAGCUCAUUGUGUGGAAAGAACGCUUCCAAAUCUGCUUUCUAGAACAGGAGACUCCUCAACCCGUCUUCGUAUUGUGGCUGCCAACUUCAUUCAGGAAAUGGCACUAUGUAAUGAAGUUAAACCUCUUCAAAUCAUUCCGGUUCAUCUGGUCCAACCAUUGAAACCGAAUUCCCCUACUCAUCUGGCAAUGAGUCAGGUGGACUUGGUGGAACGGCUGUUGAAAGACCUGGGAACAGAAAACUCUGGGUUUACCAUUGACAAUGUCAUGAGGUUUGCGACAGGGGCAUUGGAGCACAGAGUAUAUGAGGUACGCGAUACAGCAUUACGGAUUAUCUUCGACAUGUACAGGCAGCACCAGGCCAUUAUACUGGACUAUCUUCCUCCAGAUGAUGCCAACACACGCAAGAAUGUUCUCUAUAAAACACUCUUUGAUGGAUUUACUAAAAUAGAUGGUAGACUUACUGAGGCUGAGCUUAGGGCACAGAAAAAGGCGGCCACAGAAGAAGCAGAAAAACAGAAGAAAGAGGAGAUUAAGGCCCUGCAAGGGCAGCUAGCAGCACUGAAGGAGAUCCAGGCAGAAGUUCAGGCUGGAAAGGAGAAAGAAAAUGAUUUUCAGAAGCCAAAGACUCAAGGUGAGCAGGUAAAGAAAGUCACCCUACCUGUGGCAACAGAGAUUCCAGAUGAUCAUUCCUCGGUUGCAAAUUAUUUAGAUAACCUAUGCAUUUUUUGUGGUGAAAGGGACGAAUCCUUCACAGAGGAAGGCUUGGAUCUCCAUUACUGGAAACAUUGCCCUAUGUUGACAAGAUGUGAGCACUGCAAACAGGUGGUGGAGAUAGCAAGCCUGACAGAGCACUUGCUGACUGAGUGUGAUAAAAAAGAUGGCUUUGGGAAAUGUCAGCGCUGUAGCGAGGCCAUUCCAAAAGAGGAACUAGCCAAACAUGUGAAGGGCAAGACUUGCAAUCCUGCAAAACCAGAAAAGGUGGCAAACCAUUGUCCAUUGUGCCAUGAAAACUUCGCCCCAGGAGAGGAGGCGUGGAAAUCUCACUUAAUGGGCAAAGAUGGCUGUAAAAUGAAUCUGCGGAGGGCGCAUACACUCAAUAAAACUCUGCUGAUGCAGCCUGGCAAAGCAGCAGGAUUAACCAUAAACAAAUCAGGUCCUACGGCAACAAAGGUUCGAUCCCCCUCUGUAGGAAGCAAGAUCCCUACCCCAAAAGGGGGCCUGAAUAAAAGCACUGGCAGAACAUAUGCAAAGCGAUGACAAGAGAA